AUGGCUUCGCAGACCGAGGCGCUGGCUGCUACACUGGAGCAUUCGAGUGCUCCAGGGAUACCGGACAGAGUGACUUCCAAGAGAGAGGAGGUACCGACCGAAAUCCCCAAUGCUCGGAGACGCAGCAAGUAUCGCCAUGUCGCUGCCUACCAUUCCAUAACGCGCCACUCGAGCUUGAGCAGAGAGUCCAGCGUGACUACGAGCUUCCUUGGAUUUAGGAACUUGAUGGUGUUGGUGCUCGUGGCGAUGAACCUCCGACUGAUCAUCGAGAACUUUAUGAAGUACGGUGUCCUUAUCUGCAUCAAAUGCCACGACUAUCGCAAGCAAGACAUCGUCCUUGGAUUAAUUCUAUCUGCGCUGGUCCCAUGUCAUUUGUUCGUCGCAUACAUUGUCGAAUUGACUGCUGCAGCUGCGGCGAAGAACACAGUCGGUCGUCAGAAAAAGACAGAUGAAGAGAAGGAACGCGACCAACAGGUCUUCCGCUCCGAUUGGCACUACACGGCCUUCCUUCACACUGUCAAUGCCACUCUGUGUCUUGCGGUGACCAGCUACGUGGUUUACUUCUACAUCCAUCACCCAGGCAUUGGCACCAUUUGCCAGAUGCAUGCAAUCAUCGUGUGGUUGAAGAACUGCUCCUAUGCUUUCACCAACCGAGACCUGCGUCUUGCCUUCCUUAACCCCUCAGCCGAAUCGGGUCUACCAGACAUCUACGCCUCCUGUCCCUAUCCCCGAAACGUCACUCUCGAGAACCUCGCGUACUUCUGGAUGGCACCGACAUUGGUCUACCAGCCGGUCUACCCGCGCACGGAAUCCAUUCGCUGGUCAUUCGUUGCAAAGCGCCUGGCAGAGUUCGGUGGUUUGGCAGUGUUUAUCUGGCUUCUAUCUGCACAGUAUGCAGCACCGGUCCUGCGAAAUUCAAUUGACAAGAUCGCUGUCAUGGACAUUGCAUCCAUCUUGGAGCGUGUCAUGAAACUAUCCACCAUUUCCCUCAUUAUCUGGCUUGCAGGAUUCUUCGCUCUCUUCCAAGCCCUGCUCAACGCGCUCGCUGAAGUCAUGCGCUUUGGUGACCGUGAGUUCUACACUGACUGGUGGAACAGUUCUAGCCUGGGCACGUACUGGCGGUCUUGGAAUCGACCCGUGUAUCUGUUCAUGAAGAGACACGUUUACUCGCCUCUCGUUGGCCGCGGCUGGAGCCCUCUCGCAGCAAGUGGCAUGGUCUUUGCACUUUCCGCUAUUCUGCACGAGAUGCUGGUGGGAAUCCCUACCCAUAAUUUCAUCGGCGUUGCUUUUGUCGGCAUGAUGUUCCAAUUGCCUCUGAUAGCACUCACCGCGCCCUUGGAGAAGAUGCGCGACCCCCUUGGCAAGACCAUUGGAAACUGUAUCUUCUGGGUCAGCUUCUGUUUGGUUGGUCAGCCCCUGGGAGCAUUGCUGUACUUCUUUGCGUGGCAGGCGAAGUACGGCAGUGUGAGUAAGAUGCGCCCUUGA
This is a messenger RNA of Penicillium atrosanguineum, 1485 nucleotides long. Its product is annotated as putative diacylglycerol O-acyltransferase (DgaT). Gene Ontology annotation, cellular component: endoplasmic reticulum membrane. The record is from RefSeq and is a predicted model, not a curated record. Gene Ontology annotation, molecular function: diacylglycerol O-acyltransferase activity. Lineage: Eukaryota; Fungi; Ascomycota; Eurotiomycetes; Eurotiales; Aspergillaceae. The transcript has 4 exons. The coding region runs from base 1 to 1485 and encodes 494 amino acids. Gene Ontology annotation, biological process: triglyceride biosynthetic process.